Messenger RNA from Aplysia californica (California sea hare), 647 nucleotides. RefSeq names its product nucleoporin 88-like. Bases 42 to 647 code for a protein of 201 amino acids. The record is from RefSeq and is a predicted model, not a curated record. The transcript has 5 exons. Gene Ontology annotation, cellular component: nuclear pore. Gene Ontology annotation, biological process: protein import into nucleus; ribosomal small subunit export from nucleus; mRNA export from nucleus. Lineage: Eukaryota; Metazoa; Mollusca; Gastropoda; Aplysiida; Aplysiidae. Gene Ontology annotation, molecular function: structural constituent of nuclear pore.
UACCGUGUUUGCGUGUGUCAGACGAGUGUGGAGACUUCAGCAUGCCGGAGGAGAAGGAGUGUGUGGUGGAACACCUGGUCUGUACCAAACCUCUCCACUCGUGCCCCCUGUCUCCGGUGCUAGGCAUGGACGUUGUGACUGACGUGACCUUGGGACCCACGCUGCUCGUCCUGUCCAGCGAGUAUGAGUUCACGGCCCUGCCCAUUGGCUUGCAGUACAGGAUGGGUCUGUCAGGUGACAUCUGUGGUGUCAGUGUUACCUCGCCGUUGCGACGUCACUCACGAGAGCCGUUCAGUCAACACAUCGCCAACCUCUUGCAGAGGAAGGCCUCAAAUCCACUGCUGAAGUCCAGCAGCAGCGCGGAGCUGAGUCAGCAAGAAUGCUUCCGCCUGCUGAGUCGAACCACACAGGUCCUGAGGGAGGAGUACAUACAGAGGCAGGACCACGCACGCCGGGAGAUUGAUACGAGGAUCGCGGUCCUGGCGGAGCACAAGGAGCACCAGCUGGAGGACGUGCAGCGGCUGAUGGAGAACAGACAGGCCCUCAAGGAACACGCUCACACCGUGGCCGAGAGUGUGGAGGCGGCCAAGGACUACCACCAAAAGCUGCUCAGGAGGUACGCUGAUUAUGUCCUUGGUUGUUUGUGA